GUCCGUUCCUUGUUCCUUUCUCCCAAUUCCCCAACGACAAUGUCCAUUCAAGUUGUACCAUUAGGAGCAGGUCAAGAUGUCGGUAGAAGCUGCGUGCUGGUCACGAUCAAGGGAAAAAACAUAAUGUUUGAUUGCGGUAUGCAUAUGGGCUACAAUGACGCGCGACGAUUUCCAGACUUUACAUAUAUCUCGAAAACGGGACGAUUCACUGAAAUCUUGGACGCCGUCAUUAUCACUCACUUUCACCUCGACCACUGUGGCGCCUUGCCCUUCUUCACCGAAAUGUGUGGCUACGACGGACCCAUCUAUAUGACACAUCCAACAAAAGCUAUCUGUCCUAUUUUACUCGAAGAUUAUCGAAAAAUCACAGUUGAGCGAAAAGGCGAAACAAAUUUCUUCACAUCGUACAUGAUCAAAGACUGCAUGAAGAAGGUUGUCCCUAUCAAUUUACACGAAACCAUCCGGGUCGACGACGAUAUUGAGAUAAAGGCUUACUAUGCGGGGCACGUGCUUGGUGCAGCCAUGUUCUACGUGCGCGUCGGCAACGAAUCUGUAGUGUAUACGGGCGACUACAAUAUGACACCAGAUCGACAUCUGGGCUCGGCGUGGAUUGAUAAAGUACGGCCCGACGUCUUGAUCACCGAAAGCACGUACGGCACAACGAUCCGUGACUCGAAACGAGCUCGCGAACGUGACUUUUUGAAAAAGGUGCACGACUGUGUAGCCAAUGGAGGCAAUGUGCUUAUUCCAGUAUUUGCGCUGGGUCGUGCCCAAGAACUGUGUAUAUUGAUUGAAUCGUAUUGGGAACGCAUGGGGCUCCAAGUCCCCGUGUAUCAUUCUGCUGGCCUGACAGAACGUGCCAACGAUUAUUAUAAGCUUUUUAUCAACUGGACAAACCAAAAAGUGAAAUCUACAUUUGUGGAGCGCAACAUGUUUGAUUUUAAGCACAUCCAGACCUGGAAUCGGACACUGCUCGACCACAAGGGUCCCAUGGUGGUGUUUGCAGCGCCAGGCAUGCUCAAUUUGGGGACUUCCCUCGAUAUAUUCAAGCGAUGGGCGCCAGAUUCAAAGAACAUGGUCAUCUUACCGGGUUAUUGCUCUGCUGGGACAGUCGGUGCCAAGGUUCUACAACGUCAAAAGGUUAUUGAAGUCGAUAAGUUUACCAAAGUGCACGUCAAUCUACAAGUUCGUAACCUGUCAUUCAGUGCUCAUGCCGAUGCCAAGGGUAUCAUGCAACUGAUUCGUCACUGUGAGCCUCGUAACGUCGUACUUGUUCACGGAGAAAAGGGGAGCAUGGAUUUUCUUAAAGGCAAGAUCGAGAAGGAGAUGGAUAUCCCCUGUUUCAAUCCGCCCAACGGUGUCAGCAUCAGUAUCAAGACGCGCUUAUCUAUGCAAGCAACCGUCAGCACCGAAUUACUCAGAUCGUUCCUCGUAGCGGAUGCAAAAACCCGGAUCAAGGCAUCAGAAUCUUCAGCCGACACAGUUGGACCACCUCGGGGUAUUCCCAUCAGCGGCACACUUGUGAUGCGUCGGGAUGAUACCAACCCCAACAAGUCUAUAGUCAAACUCAUAUCCAACGAGGAAUAUAAAUCCGAAUUCCAGGAGCAACAGCAGCAGCGCUAGUCCUUAUAUUUUUCUACCUCAUCGCGACCCAUUCUCUACCUUUACUGUUUCCCGCUUUGCAUCUUGAAUUUGUAAAUAGUUACUAUAUAUUUUAAUAAGAAACAACA
Zychaea mexicana is the source of this 1730-nucleotide messenger RNA. Its product is annotated as beta-lactamase-like protein. Gene Ontology annotation, biological process: snRNA processing. The record is from RefSeq and is a predicted model, not a curated record. The transcript is spliced from 3 exons. Bases 40 to 1623 code for a protein of 527 amino acids. Gene Ontology annotation, cellular component: nucleus. Lineage: Eukaryota; Fungi; Mucoromycota; Mucoromycetes; Mucorales; Lichtheimiaceae.